CUGAUUCAGUUCUGGACAAGGCCCGGCUGGUUCUGAAGAAGGUCCAGAGGCAGAGGAAAGUUCUAGAGGAGAAUCUGGAGUCUCAGAUCAGAGCGAGAACCGGAGACCUGCUGCACUGUCACCUCAAAGCCCUCGCACAGAACAGAGAUUGUUCUGAUGAAAUCCGCAUGAAGAAAGCCGUGGACUCCUGGAUCAGCACUGUGUCCAAAGAAAUCCAGGUCGAGGUCCAAAAGUCAUCUGUCAAACCCGACUCUGCUGGAACCAAGACUUCAACCAAUCGGAACGCAGCGGACAGAAGAAAGCCCGCCCCCUCAGGCAGGUCGAGACCACUGGGCACGCUCAGAACAACCCCCACGAAACCCGCCAGAACCAGCGCCAAACCGUCCUCAGACUUGUCCUCAGAUCCAGACUUGUACCUGCGUCGUCUUUACGGUAAAGCGGCUCACGAGGGGCAGAGGCGGAGUCUGAAGAGGAGCCCGUACCUGCGCCUGACCUCACCUGUCUCCCCUGACCCCACCCCCAGGUCCAACAGGCCACGCCCCCGAAUCGUGGAGAGCGUCAGAGGAGUGAAGCUCAAGUCCUGCAAGACUCAGACUAGUCCUGGUCUUGGUCCCAGUCUUGGUCCCGGUCUUGGUCCCAAUCUUGGUCUUGGUCCUGGUCCAGUUGAGUCUGGACCCAGCUUCGCGCUCAGAGCCAUCCCUCUGGGUCGACCCAGGAUAGACUCCUCCCACAGAGCCCCGGGGGAAGUGACAUCACCGCCUAGACCCCGCCUACAGCCGCAGCAGGAAGUGACAUCACCGCCCAAAUCACCUCAAAGGGUCGUGACCUCUGGAGAGGCGGCGCGAGAGGGCGAUCGAGAGACAGAGGUCUCAGAAGCUGCAGCGUCUCCUGUGGUGAACAUCGUCCAGUCGUCCCCCGUCCAAGAGGAACAGGAAGAGGCGGAGUUUCCCGGGACACACUUCCUGUCUGUGGCCGACAUGGAGCAGGCUCCUGAUGUUCCUGAUGUUCCUGAUGGUUCUGAGGAGGUCCUGGAGCUGGAGGGAGGUCCUGGUCCAGACCCGGUCCAGUAUCAGGGUCCCGUGUUUCCUCCACAGCCCCGUCCCUCUGCUCCGCCCUCUGCCCACGGACAGAACCUCUACCUGGGCCUGGACGUCCACACACACGACCUGGAGGAGCGACUGGUCCAGUGGGUGGAGCAGCAGCUCAUGUCAAAGCUCAUCUGUGAGAUGUCCCGCCCUCCUCUCAUUGACCCCACCCACACGCCCUACGACCAAUCAGAGCCAGAGGAGAGGCCUGGGCCCGCCAACAGACUAUCUCCUGUCCAAUCAGAGCACAGCGCUGCCUCUGACAUCAAUCCUGCAGACUCUGGUUUGCAGCUGGAGGUUCAGUCUGGACUAAACCUGGACCCAGAGGAGGUCCGUGGUCUGGUCUUGGAGGUCCUGACUGAGAUCGUGGCUCUGUUCCUGGGGUCCAGAGAGUCCCAGGAACCAGAGACCGGACCAAGAACCGAGCCAGGAUCUGACCCGGGAGGAGAGCCGGAACCAGCGGAGCCGAGCCAAUCAGAGCCUCUGGAGGUGGUGACCCCUGACCUCACCCCCGUCCACACUCCGCCCCCCGCCUCGCAGACUCCGCCCAUCUCUCCUGUAGCCACGCCCGCACCCACACCGCCGCCGCCGCCCACGGAUCGGCCCGACAUGAAGGAGGACACACCCCCUGAGCCUGUAGCCACGCCCCCUCUCACUCCCCCGGUCACACGUCCCGACGGCGAGCCGCCAUUGGCCGAGGAGGAGGCGGAGUCAGAGACCCCCCCUCCCCCUGUCUCCGCCCCUAACCCCACCCCCGCCCCUGUCCCCUCCCCCCCUCCCUUCGGACACAUCUCAGAGGGAGAACUGCUGCUGAGCCUGCGCCACCUGCAGGACACACACGACGACGGCUGCAGUUUCUCCAGCUCCCUGCACGAGCUCCAGGACAUGGACCCUGACCCCCCGAGUGUUGGGCAGAUUCGCUGCAGCAGCAUUUUACUCAACUUCAUCACCAAGAUGCAGCAAAGAGAGCCCCGCCCCCAGCCCGAGCCCGAGGUAAACCCCCCCCAGCCCGAGGUAACCCGCCCCCAGCCCGAGGUACACCCGCCCCAGCCCGAGGUACACCCCGCCCCACACCCGCCCCAGCCGAGGUACACCCGCCCCCAGCCGAGGUACACCCCGCCCCCAGCCCGAGGUACACCCCGCCCCAAGCCCGAGGGCUCAUGGGGGCGGGGCUUAGAGGAGGAAGAGGAAGUGAGCGCUGGCGAAAUCCGAGACGACCUGAUCAAAGAUGUGACCAAUCAGGAGAGAUCUCCAGGACAGGCCAGUCCAAUCACAGGGGAUGUUCUGGAGUGGACCAAUCAGAGCGCUGUGUCUGAGGGGCUGCUGACCUCUGACCUGCUCGACUCUCACCUGCCGCAGUGGUUCUGUUGGGCUCUGUCAGUGGUUCUGUCAGUGGUUCUGUCUGUGGGGCGCCGGUCGGACCGUCAGUCGUUUCCUGGAGGAGAACAGGGAGUUUCCAUGACGACCGCAUCCAAACUUCACCAGGGAGUUUCCACGGAGACGGCGUGGGAGGGAUUCUCCAGAGGCACAAAGCAUCAUGGGAGUUCACCUGUCGUGUUCUUCACCUGUCGUGUUCUUCACCUGUCGUGUUCUUCACCUGUCGUGUUCUUCGCCUGUCGUGUUCUUCGCCUGUCGUGUUCUUCGCCUGUCGUGUUCUUCACCUGUCGUGUUCUUCGCCUGUCGUGUUCUUCGCCUGUCGUGUUCUUCGCCUGUCGUGUUGUUCACCUGUCGUGUUCUUCGCCUGUCGUGUUCUUCGCCUGUCGUGUUCUUCGCCUGUCGUGUUCUUCACCUGUCGUGUUCUUCGCCUGUCGUGUUCUGUCGUUCUUCGUCUGUUCGUGUUCUUUGCCUGUCGUGUUCUUCGUGUUCUGUCGUGUUCUUCACCUGUCGUGUUCUUCGCCUGUCGUGUUCUUCGCCUGUCGUGUUCUUCGCCUGUCGUGUUCUUCACCUGUCGUGUUCUUCACCUGUCGUGUUCUUUCAGGCUCCAGUUUCGGUUUUUAA
Boleophthalmus pectinirostris (great blue-spotted mudskipper) is the source of this 3083-nucleotide messenger RNA. RefSeq names its product KIAA0586 ortholog. Lineage: Eukaryota; Metazoa; Chordata; Actinopteri; Gobiiformes; Gobiidae. Gene Ontology annotation, cellular component: centriole; ciliary basal body. The record is from RefSeq and is a predicted model, not a curated record. The transcript is spliced from 20 exons. Bases 168 to 3083 code for a protein of 971 amino acids. Gene Ontology annotation, biological process: smoothened signaling pathway.